AUGGGAGCUUAUCCACAGCCCUCAGAGGAUGAUAUUGAGGCCUUCCGCGCACUGCUUCCAGACGUUCCUCGUGAGGAAGUGAUAGCCAGGCUCAAAAAUAACAACUGCAAUGUCGACCAAGCCGUAGGCGAAUACUUCGAUGAUCUCGACAAUCCCAAUAGAAACAAGUAUCGUUGGGAUGAGGGCCAAUUUAGUGGCGAGAGAGAUGGAAGUUCCGGGAACCAUGGAAUCUCGUUUGAUAUACAAGGCCCAGAUAUCAACGGCCCGUACAGCCAAUUCGAUACAGCUCCAUCAAGACCACCAUCUCGAACGAGCAACAACAAAUCUCCCCUUGGUAAGAUCAUAGAUAUGACCGCUCAGGCUGCAGUUGCUGAUCCGAGCACUUCGAAGACGUAUAUGGAACACGGGGAUCGCGACUUAGAGCAGGCACUUGCAGCGUCUCGAGCGGAAGCCGGGCUACCACCACAAGAAAGCGGGAUCGCCGCCACGAACGAAGUUCAUUUUGGCCCUGCCACCCGUACUCAAUAUGAGCAAGGCAAAUGGGAGAUGGUUCCUAUUGGGAAAUCGUCCGGAGGAAUAAUGUUAGACCCGGAACCUGCUGGACGGAAGCGUGACAUCGAUGCUCCCCCUUUCCUCAAGCCAAGCAUUGAAAACCAUCGUCUAGGCGCACUCUUCACUAUUUACCACGAGAUACCUAUCAUCCGCGAAGUCUUCCUUAAUCGAAUAGACGUCAUCCCAAAUUAUGGCUUUGAUAAAGAAUGGUGGACAGGCAAUAUAAUAGAACAGCCUGUCGUAAUUGGAGAUGAGGAGCCGCCCGAGCGUGAAGUGGUUCGGGAGAUCCAACGUCUUAUGGCAUUCCUUGAUAAGACAGACCGUGCUUAUGGGUCUGUAGGAGCCUUGUCAUCCCUCCGCGAAAUCAACAAAUCCCUACGAUGGAGUUCUGAAAUUGAGUCUGCUGUUCUGGAUGCGUGGCGUAAAGCCUUGGAAGAUAACCAGGCGGUCAUCAACAAACUGUUCAGUAGAGGGGUGCCAUGUGAGGCAGAAGAAGAUCGGACUAAAGAGUUUGCUAUUCUCGAGCUACUUUUGCCAGCCAAAGACUCAUUACAAGAAACGCUCUAUGAUAUCGCCGAUGAAGCGUUGUGGCCGGCUCUUGGACCCCUCGAUCUGGCCCAGAGCCCCUAUCUUUCUCAUAUUGCCGACGUCAUCGCCUUCAAGAUAGAUGGAGAUGACUCGUCGAAAAGUAUCGACAUCCCUGCGAUCUGGUAUCCCGAUCGGUAUCUAAAAUCAGCGAGGCAGGCGGCCCUAGACAUGCGACUCCAAAAGCAUGAGAUUGAGGAUAGUCUUCGGAGAUUUUGUGCUCUGGAGGGUGAUCUCACGAACUACCCCAUGCGCGGAGGUAAGGUCGUCAAGGUGAAGGAUUUAUUCUUAGCAUCUCUUAAACAUGACGAGGCAGAGAUACAGAAUGACGAUCGAACUCUGGAGCGCACCAAUGCGGAUGUGGAUGAACUUGCUACAAAGCGUCCUAAGAAGUCGAGGAACCUUUCAGCUGAGCUUCGAAAGCUAGUUGCCAGCAUAGAUAAGAAAUUAUCAGCUCUGAAUUCGGAGAAGGACAAGGCCCGUGAAGCCUUGAAGAACCUAUCCAAGCUAUACACGGAACCUUCAACGGACCCCGAAGCAGCAAAGCUUCAUCCAUACUCCCUUCGUGGUGUUAGCACCACCAAGAACACAAUGUAUGUCUGCAGGCGUGCCGAGCCAAACUUGAUUGAUAUGGAUCUGGAUAACGAUCGCAUAACCUCUUACGGUGACCAAUGGUGGAGAAUACAUUAUGCAACAGUGGGGCACAACCCCGUUACAGUCGAGCAAACGACUAAAGAAAAGGUUCUCCAAGCUGCCAAGAGCGAGAGCAAGAAUACAGUGUUGGUCUAUGCGAGCGAGAAAGCGAUGGACUUCUCCAACAAGCCCUUGCCUAAUUCAUUGGAGACAUUCGUCCGCGCCGACAACCGGGCUUUCAAAGCCGAAUUUGCGGAAACUGAAGAUAGCCAAACUCAGUUGUCAUCUCCGGGCAAACGGAAAUUUGACGAGCAGUCUGAGGCUUCUCAGGACUCGGGAGCUGGCCGGUGGAAUAGUGGUGGCGGAAGCCCAAAGGAGCGAGAAAGCAGCUCCAGUGUGCUAGAAAGGGAGUUAGGUGGUGCCGAUGGCCCGCCCUUGGAUGAAGCUCGUGUGGCUUCCCAAAGUUUUUCAACUCGUCUAACAGAUGUGCCAGAGGGCAGCACUGAACUACAUGGCGACGAAGUUAUCGAGGGGGUUGACCCAUCGUCGCCCAACAAGGGGCAAUCUGCGGCACAGGAAAUGCAAGAACGAGGCAAUAUGAGGCUCAGUCUAAUGGCAGGAAGUAGACCUCAUGCAAAUGGCGGCAAGGCAAAUACUAUCGAUAGCAUGGACUUGGAUGAGGUACUGGAGGACUCGCGCUCCAUGGAAGAGAGCGCAGCUGUGAAACAAGUUGGAUACUCCAAAUGA
This is a messenger RNA of Venustampulla echinocandica, 2517 nucleotides long. RefSeq lists its product as uncharacterized. NCBI's taxonomy places the organism in Eukaryota, Fungi, Ascomycota, Leotiomycetes, Helotiales, Pleuroascaceae. Gene Ontology annotation, biological process: protein deubiquitination. The coding region runs from base 1 to 2517 and encodes 838 amino acids. Gene Ontology annotation, cellular component: nucleus; cytosol. The transcript has 8 exons. The record is from RefSeq and is a predicted model, not a curated record.